Penicillium antarcticum is the source of this 1449-nucleotide messenger RNA. It is a transcript of the gene rrp3, whose product is annotated as RNA-dependent ATPase RRP3. NCBI's taxonomy places the organism in Eukaryota, Fungi, Ascomycota, Eurotiomycetes, Eurotiales, Aspergillaceae. Gene Ontology annotation, molecular function: RNA helicase activity; nucleic acid binding; ATP binding. Bases 1 to 1449 code for a protein of 482 amino acids. The record is from RefSeq and is a predicted model, not a curated record. The transcript is spliced from 2 exons.
AUGCCGAUCACCAAGAAACGCAAGAUUGCCCACGAGGCGCCUGUUCAAGAAAGCGCCCCUUCAAAUGCGAGCGCUUCCAGCCCCGAGCCCACCAAUGAGUCUACCAACGAGUCCGCCAACGAGGACCCCGAUGUCGAAGAUGCUACCUCCGAGACUGAGGCCGCCGCCAGUGCGCCGAAGACAUUCAAGGAACUGGGUAUCAUUGACGCACUAUGCGAAGCUUGUACAAACCUCGGAUACAAGGCCCCAACACCAAUUCAGGCCGAGUCAAUUCCUCUGGCUUUGCAAGGCCGUGAUAUGAUCGGUCUUGCGGAAACCGGUUCUGGAAAGACGGCAGCUUUUGCGCUUCCUAUUCUACAGGCUCUCAUGGAAAAGCCCCAACCAUUCUUCGGCCUGGUACUGGCACCAACCCGUGAACUGGCCUACCAGAUCGCCCAGUCAUUCGAAAACCUCGGCUCAACUAUUGCAGUACGAUGCGCCACAAUCGUCGGAGGAAUGGACAUGGUCCCACAGUCCAUCGCACUAGGCAAGAAGCCUCACAUCAUCGUCGCCACACCGGGUCGACUCCUCGACCACCUCGAGAACACAAAGGGCUUCUCCCUCCGCAGCAUGAAGUACCUAGUAAUGGACGAAGCCGACAGACUGCUAGACAUGGACUUCGGUCCGAUCCUCGACAAAAUCCUCAAGGUGCUCCCGCGCGAGCGCCGCACCUUCCUCUUCUCCGCAACCCUCAGCUCAAAGGUCGAGUCGCUCCAGCGCGCUUCCCUUUCAAACCCGCAGCGCGUCUCUAUCUCCUCUAGCAAGUACCAGACCGUCUCGACACUUCAGCAAUAUUUCCUCCUCCGCCCUCAUAAACACAAGGAUGUCUACCUUGCCUACCUUCUCGAGAAGUUCACCGGCCAGUCUGCCAUUAUCUUUAUGCGCACUGUCCACGAGACACAGCGUAUUGCCUACCUCCUCCGUGGGCUCGGACUCGGCGCCAUUCCGCUGCACGGACAGCUCUCACAAUCUGCCCGUCUCGGUGCGCUGGGCAAGUUCCGCUCUCGCAGUCGGGAUAUCCUCGUUGCUACGGAUGUUGCUGCACGUGGUCUGGAUAUUCCCUCUGUGGAUGUUGUGCUGAACUACGAUCUGCCCACUGAUAGUAAGACCUACAUUCACCGUGUUGGUCGUACGGCCCGUGCGGGUAAGAGUGGUGUUGCUAUUAGCUUUGUGUCGCAAUAUGAUGUGGAGAUCUGGCAGCGAAUUGAGGGUGCACUUGGCAAGCAGUUGCCUGAAUACGACGCUGCGAAGGAUGAGGUUAUGCUUCUUGCUGACAGCGUUGGUGAGUCUCAGCGUCUGGCUAUCCAGGCGAUGAAGACCUAUGAUGAGAAGAAGGGUAGCAAAGGCAAAGGCAAGUUUGGGCACGGUGCCAAACGUGCCCGUGAUGCCAUGGACCAGGAGCAGGGCUAA